Messenger RNA from Prunus armeniaca (apricot), 720 nucleotides. NCBI's taxonomy places the organism in Eukaryota, Viridiplantae, Streptophyta, Magnoliopsida, Rosales, Rosaceae. The record is from the annotation of a GenBank genome assembly.
AUGGCAGCUUCAAGUGCUGAUCAGAAAGAUAAAUAUCGUUCGUAUUUAUAUGGAGAGGGAGAAAAGAACACCAAAUGGAGGUUUGGUGCCCCUCCCAACUAUGAUGUUGUUAACAAGCUCUUCGAAGAAGGCAGAACCAAGAUAUGGCCACCUGGGUCACUCGAAGAAAUGGUACAGAACCUUUUGAAGACAUAUGAAAUGGAGCUUUUCCACAAGGCAUGCGUCGACGACUUCAAAUCAAUAGAUCCAAAAAAGUUCACUCUCAGCCUAAAUGGGAGAAAAGGAUUAGGUUUGGAAGAUAUAAAGAAACUGGGUGGAGGCUAUAACCCAUUGCUGCAGUCGUCUCUGCCAGAGGAAUUCCAGAUCUACAAACCAUCUGAGGAAACAGCAGAUUCAUCUCAUCGAGCUUUCACCACUACUUUCCCUCGUGGCUUUGCUGUGGAGAUCCUCCAAGUCUACUCUGGGCCACCACAAAUAGUUUACAAGUUCAGGCAUUGGGCUUACAUGGAGGGCCCUUUCAAAGGCCAUGCCCCUACCGGAGAACUGGUAGAAUUUUAUGGCAUGGCAAUUUUUGGGGUGGAUGAGCAUAUGAAAAUUGUAAGUGUGGAGUUCUUUUAUGAUCCCGGAGAACUUCUUGGAGCCCUGGUGAAGGGUGCUAAAAUUGAAAAUUAUGCUGGAGAGAUGACAACAGGUUGCCCUAUCCUGAGGAGCACAGGGUAG